AGCAAAGUGACGCGAUCGCUAAAAUGUCGCUUAACUAACAUAUAAAAGAAAAAAUCCUACCCAAUUCAAAGGCUCUAAAGCAAUACGUAGUGCUUAGAAGUAGUUUAAGCAACUUAAAAAAAUAAAUAUUAAUAGUAUCUUAUUUUUCGCUUAGUUUCCGCACGCGUUGCUGUCGCGUCUGCGAUGCUAAAGAUGGGCCGAUCUAUGCUUCCUAUAUUAAUACUAACAACGGUAGCACUCUCUUCGAGCGAUGUUCUUCCAAUAUUAUUUAACAAAGACUACAUACAGCUGUAUAACGUAGACACCCAGGAUGACAAUACAUAUAAUGAUAGAUAUCAACAUAGUGAUACAACCAAUGAUAUAAUACAUAACAAAAGAACAUCGCAAGAUUACUUAGCUCUACCAAACAAAGAAAUAAAGGCGAUGUACCCCGAUAUCUAUAAUAGAGACAUAAAAGAUAACAGCGAUAGUGCAAACAAAGAGCAAAACUAUGACGACGAAGGAUUCCGGAAAGAACAGUGGCAUAAUUAUCCAAGACAAUUGGAUCGACUCCACAGUACACGUUACAAAGAAGUAGAAGCCGAUAAACUAAAGUCUGAAAAAGACGACGCCCAAACUAUAAAUGGCGACAUUGACGAUUUAACAACUGACGAAAUCAUAUUUGAUACUGGAGAUGGCAACCGUAAUAUUUAUGACACUAUAAUAGCAGCAACUAACCCAUUUUUAAUUCUGAAAGUACAACUAAGUUACUUACGAGAUGAUAAUAAAAAGGAAAAUAAUGAAGAUUUCAACCUUCCACAAUUUCUUUCUGAUUACAAUGAAGAGAGGAAAGAAACGGAUUAUAACAAAGCUCUUUCGGUAGUUCCUGAACCUGUCGCUAACGUUGUAAAAGUAAAAAGAGAAAAACCUCUCAAAAAUAAAAAUAAUGAAAUUUCCGAUGAAGAAUUAUUUGUAACUGAAAAUGGUAACUCGGAUAGGCGGACGGUUAAAAAGCGUAUAUUCUCACUAUGGAGCCGACUACAGAGUCUAUCUCACAGGGGACACGAACUGCACCACAGGCGACAUCUGCACGCGUUCUACGGAUCUCCAGAUAGCAAUAGAAACGGUAUCGUAACCGCACAGACAAGAGCCACGUUUGUACGACCACCGGGCUCACCACUACGAUGGGGCUAAUCACAUGUAGUCACAAGUAAAACUUAAUUAUAAACACCCGACACAAAGAAAUCAAGAAGUACAUAAUAGCUAACGUU
This is a messenger RNA of Papilio machaon (common yellow swallowtail), 1250 nucleotides long. RefSeq lists its product as uncharacterized. NCBI's taxonomy places the organism in Eukaryota, Metazoa, Arthropoda, Insecta, Lepidoptera, Papilionidae. The coding region runs from base 184 to 1173 and encodes 329 amino acids. The record is from RefSeq and is a predicted model, not a curated record. The transcript has 3 exons.